AUGCCGAGCUCAUGUAAAGAGAUUCGAGCGGCCCUGGCCCAAUGCCUCCAGGAAUCAGACUGCGUCAUGGUGCACCGGCACACUGCUUCCGAGUGCCUGCGCGAGCCUCUCGUCCAUACUCUCCCCACCAAGUGCCAGCAACUGAAGAAGGGCUACGGCGAGUGCCGGCGCGGCAUGAUCGACAUGCGCAAGCGGUUCCGGGGUAACCAGCCAGCUAACUUCCGGCAUCUGGAGCAGGCCGAGAAGUCGGGCGAAAACUACAUGCUGUACGCGGGCAAGAGCGCUUUCGGCGGGGCCGCGCACGCGACAGAUGGGAAUGAGAAGGCGCCGAAGGACUGGAGGGAGCUGGAGAAUGAGAAGUACCGGUUGUCGCUGAAGAAGGAGGAGAAGGCAUAG
Messenger RNA from Thermochaetoides thermophila DSM 1495, 396 nucleotides. RefSeq lists its product as uncharacterized. Bases 1 to 396 code for a protein of 131 amino acids. NCBI's taxonomy places the organism in Eukaryota, Fungi, Ascomycota, Sordariomycetes, Sordariales, Chaetomiaceae. Gene Ontology annotation, cellular component: mitochondrion. The record is from RefSeq and is a predicted model, not a curated record. Gene Ontology annotation, biological process: mitochondrial respiratory chain complex IV assembly. The transcript has 2 exons.